CCUAAACAGCCCGGGCCCCCUGUCGACGCUAGCAGACGCAAGCUGCAACAACAUACGCCCCCGGAAGCUCUCCUAUCAAAGGCCAUGACCGCCAACCUGGGAAAGUAGGGGAAAAAAAUAAAAAUAAAAAAUAAACUAACUCCAGCCUCCUGACGCAAAACCUACGACCACUCAAAUCCAAUAACUACCUACCUACUUACCUACCUAUCUACCUAACCUUACUUACCUCUUUAUCGACAAAGCGUCUGCCUGUCUGCCUGUCUGCCUGCACGAACGACGAAGGCCCAUCCCAUCUCCGCAUCGUAUUUUCCUUUCCACCUUUCCUCCGAAGCUAUACGGAAUACACAACAGCAGACAGACACCCAUCUCGCGCCUUCUUCAUUGAAAAAGCCCGCACGCCGACACCGUACCUCUAUUAUAUACGAAAUCUAUUUAAUCUAUCGCAAAGAUGGAUUUCUCCGACUCUUUUCGAAUCGUCAACCUCGCGGUGGGCGUGAUUAUGGUGCUGGGCGGAAUAUCGCAGUUCUUCAACCUCGGCUUCCAAUCCAUCAUAAUCGGCGCCUACGUCCUCAUCUUCGGCCUGGCCGUCGCCCUCCUCGAGUUCCAGAUCCCCCCGCAAGUCUCGCGCUACGCCUCGUUUAUGUUCUCCUUCAUCGGCCGCGGCAUCUUCUACGUCUUCGUCGGCUCCAUCCUCUUGAACAACGGCGUCUUGCGCAUCAUCGCCGGUUCUAUCGUCGGUCUCGUCGGCCUCGGUUAUAUCGCGCUCGAGUUCGUCCCCUCUGUUGAGCCCCCUGCCAACAUGCGCGAGGCCGAUGCUGGCUGGGGUGCCGAGCAGGUAUAAUAGACCCCGAUCAUCUCUAGCAUCUCUGCCUUCUCGCCUGGACCGGCAACGGGUGGGUGUUACUCUCUAACCCUAAGGCGUCCAUCUUGCCAAUUUCUUGUUUCUUGGUCGAGGUUGAUCACGUAGAAGUUGAAGUGAGGAAUUCUAUUGGAAUGAAAAUGUUUAGAAAGUUAACUCGUUCGGUAAGGGGGAUGGCUGGGCCGGUUGUGAUAACUUAUAUGUACGAAUAACGGCAGGGAAUGAGUUCUGUCAUGUAUAACCAAAUCAUGUGUUACGCAAGACUGGAUAUUUACCUGGUGCGAGAUGAUUGGUGAGAACGGGGUAAAUAUAUUAAAACACUGUUCUUGCUAUACGUUU
Daldinia decipiens is the source of this 1198-nucleotide messenger RNA. Its product is annotated as COPI associated. Gene Ontology annotation, cellular component: Golgi membrane. NCBI's taxonomy places the organism in Eukaryota, Fungi, Ascomycota, Sordariomycetes, Xylariales, Hypoxylaceae. The transcript has 3 exons. Gene Ontology annotation, biological process: vesicle-mediated transport. Bases 449 to 841 code for a protein of 130 amino acids. The record is from RefSeq and is a predicted model, not a curated record.